Molecule: messenger RNA, 9367 nt
Organism: Venturia canescens
Lineage: Eukaryota; Metazoa; Arthropoda; Insecta; Hymenoptera; Ichneumonidae
Gene: nAChRalpha4
Product: nicotinic acetylcholine receptor alpha4
Exons: 11
Coding region: 2498-4201 (567 amino acids)
Biological process (GO): regulation of membrane potential; chemical synaptic transmission; monoatomic ion transmembrane transport
Cellular component (GO): postsynaptic membrane; plasma membrane; neuron projection
Molecular function (GO): acetylcholine-gated monoatomic cation-selective channel activity; transmembrane signaling receptor activity
Source: RefSeq, a predicted model, not a curated record
CAGUUUUCCUAUUCUCCUGCUAAAUACCGGACGAAUCAUUGGAGCUUCGACAGAUAAAGUGCGAGGAGCUUUUGCCUUCGGGAAUUAGGGCACUCCGCGCUUUUGGCAACGGGGCGGGAAAGGAUCCAUGUUUAAGGCAUUCGUUCUCCGAUCGAGUUUCUUUUCGUUUCUCAAAUCUUCUCACUGCCUUAACACUCUUGAAAUUAUUCAGAAUUGCCCUCGAUAAUUCCUUCUGUUUUAGCAAUAGUCAGUUCGUCAUCCUCAUAUUCGCGAUCCCCAAUGAUCAACCUUACUCAGUAGAAUCAUCACUGAAAUCGUAAAUUCCAUCGUGAUGUUUAUUUUUCCAAGGCGGGCACCGGAGAUCGAUCUACACACCGAAGGAUGCACGCGUGCCACCGUUGCACGAACACACAUUGAAUUUUUUAAUAUGCACUCACAGACCCGCAAUGACGCUCGGGUUCUCGUACAAUUACACGCUUCCGUAGCGCGUCAGCCGACUCCUUUUGGGCGGAGUGAUAAUGCGAUCGCCACUUGAUAAACAGGAAAGAGAGCAAGUGGGAGCACCGAGCUCAACUGCGCGAAGCGAACGCUCCUCGAAUCGUGGCCUAUUCCGAUAAUCCUGAAUUCCAUUGGGAGUCCGAUCGGUCUAUCGCCAUUGUGGAUAUUCGCAGGCAUAAUCGUCCAAUAUUCGUGUAUGUCAUUCCCAUGUAAACGUAAAUUUCGAUUGAUCCGCUGAACAACGGCUCCAGCCUGGCUCAUAUGUCGCGCGAAGAAUUAUAACAGAUAUUCCAACUUCGUGAUUCUGGUUUGCGUAGAGCAGAUUAGGCAGAUACACCGGAGCCAUUUCGACCAGUUUUAUGCUGGAAGUUCGAAGAUAUUAUUUAUGGGAGCUGCGAGCAGAGAAUGAAGAACGAUUCUCAUUGAAGCGGUUUAUGAAAAUGAAUAUUUUUUUUCACCAGUUCAGUCGACGCUGUCAUUUUGCGAUAAAUCGAUGCCUCUCGCGAUGCUUCCUGUUAAUAAAAACAAUUUGUGGGUCUGAGAGGAGAAAAUAAAUUCGUUAGUUCUCGUCGGAUAGUCGAAAUUUAUGGAUUCAAAACUGUCCCCGGUGUACAGCAUCCAUAACAGAACAUUUCCGGUCGCAUUAUUCAGCGAGCCUUGUUAUUAAGCCACUCGAUUCACAUACCAUAAGAAUAGCCGACUGUAUCGCGCGAUUGAUAAACGAAUAACUUGGUAGUUUGAUUUACACAGCGGUGGCCCAGAUUCGCGUUUAUAUCUUGGGGAUAAAACUAUCGGGACUCAUACCGCCUCGGAAACUCUUCAAGGAAUCUUCUCGAGUCCUAAAAGUUUAUUCUUAUCGCUCCUCGGUGUCAGACUCGGUAGAAUCGUUUAUCCUUAGCUGCAGAGAAACUUUAACCAUUUUCACAGACGCAGGACCCAACGAUGUAUGUAAUUCUGAGCCCGAGAUAAAUUAUCCUUCGGAUCCAAUCAAUUUUACGCUGAAAAUGCUUCAGUUCUUCAUAUUGCUGUAUGAGUCUCGUAAAGCCGAGUAAUCGAGUUCUUUAAACGGCUCCUUUGAUCCUCGAUUGAAGAGAGUUAAGUUCGUUUUUAAGGAGUUAAUAAAUUCGAAGAGGAGACAGAUCACUAUGGUUUUUGAAACUUCUCUCUCUACUUGCCACUACUAAUUUUUGCAUUCUCCUGAAACCUGGAAAAAAAAUUUUAUCAUUUGAACCAGACGGAAUGGACUCGGAAAUUUCAGUAUCAAAGAAAAGUAUUCUGCACUAAACUGCUGCGGAAGAACCUGAUAAGAAUAGUGACGUUACCUAAUGGAAUGCGAUUUGUAUUUUCGAGAAAAGCCCUCGGGUCCCUUGUCCGCUACAGGAUUGUCAGGUCAGAAUUUUCAUUGGGAAUCUCGUAAAUAUCUUGUUUCAGGAUGCAUGUGAGCUUGGGAAGAGAGACGGACACGCUUCGUCGAUUUCGUGAGAUCGAGCGUAUAGCGUUUCACAAGAGAAUUGUUCGGCGUGCUCAGGUGAUUCUGGACAGGUCUGCUAGAAUAUUCUCGUGUCUGUUCUGAUGUCCCGAACGUUGAAGAGCUCUGAGUUCGAGUUUGAAGUGCUCAAUUUUACAUGGGUGCUAGACGAGAGUGUUAGGAUCAAAUAUUGAUCGGUCACGGGGAGGAUUUCGGGUCGAUAAUGUAUUUUAAUUUUUUCUCGUUUCUUCUCUAUUUAUCGAAUUUGCUGAUGAUGGAAAAAAAAUAUUAUUUCUUUAUUGGGACGAGCCCGGAGAAUGUUAGCAGCCCCGCAUUUGGCAAAUCCUAAAGUCCUGCCUUAAAUUUUGUCUCAUUCGUUAAAAUGCAAGCUUCUUAAAUAGGAAUCAUCAGAAAAAGUUGAAUCGGUAAAUCGUGAACGGUGCGUUGAAAAAUCAAUCGUUCUGGUGCUGCAAAACGAUCGAUUAAGAAGGGCACAUGCAGUGGGGUUAAGACAGAGUCAAGGGCUCCAAAAUGCCCCCUAUAAUAGGCGAAACUAUUCGCUUAUGGUUACUGUCCGCGCUGAUGGUUCACGGAGCUGUUGCCGGUAAUCCGGACGCAAAACGAUUAUACGAUGAUUUAUUAUCGAACUAUAACAAACUCGUACGUCCGGUGGUCAAUACAUCGGACGUACUUCGCGUGUGCAUCAAGCUCAAGCUUUCCCAGCUCAUUGAUGUGAAUCUCAAAAAUCAAAUCAUGACGACGAAUCUUUGGGUCGAACAGUCAUGGUACGACUACAAACUGCGCUGGGAGCCCAAAGAGUAUGGAGGUGUACACAUGUUGCACGUACCGUCCGAUCAUAUCUGGCGACCGGACAUAGUUCUGUACAAUAACGCCGACGGGAACUACGAGGUGACGCUGAUGACAAAGGCAACUGUAUACUAUUCAGGAAUGGUCGUCUGGCAGCCACCGGCCGUUUAUAAAUCUUCGUGCUCCAUCGACGUUGAGUUCUUUCCAUACGACGUACAGACCUGUGUUUUGAAGUUAGGCUCGUGGACUUAUGACGGUUUCAAGGUUGAUCUGAGACACAUGGAUGAAAAAACGGGUAGCAACGUCGUCGACGUGGGCGUCGACCUGUCCGAGUUCUACAUGUCUGUGGAAUGGGACAUUCUGGAAGUGCCUGCCGUUAGAAACGAGAAAUUCUACACGUGCUGUGACGAGCCUUAUCUCGACAUAACUUUCAACAUAACGAUGCGGAGAAAAACUCUAUUCUACACCGUCAAUAUCAUCAUCCCCUGCAUGGGAAUCUCGUUUCUCACGGUAUUGACAUUUUACCUGCCCAGUGACAGCGGUGAAAAGGUGACGCUAUCGAUCUCCAUACUUAUCAGUCUUCACGUGUUCUUCCUUCUGGUAGUCGAGAUUAUACCUCCAACUUCGUUGGUCGUUCCGCUCCUCGGAAAAUAUCUCAUAUUCGCCAUGAUACUCGUCUCUAUAAGUAUAUGCGUGACCGUGGUCGUCCUCAACGUUCACUUCCGGUCGCCGCAGACGCACAAAAUGGCGCCUUGGGUCAAGCGGGUCUUCAUACACAUAUUGCCAAGACUUUUAGUCAUGCGGAGACCUCAGUACAAAUUUGAGACUAAUCGAUACAGCUCGGGUAGAGUUCUCAUGAGAACUGUGAGGGGCAAAGAGAAAACGUGUUACUACCCUUAUCAUCCAUCGAGCCAGGAGGACCCAGAUGAACAUCUUACUCCAAGAAGGUUUCACAGUCGCGUUCAAUCAAAGGAGAAUCUCUCGCCUUCGAGCUUAACCGAUGGCGCGCGAUUUGGUGGAAGUUGCCUGAUACAUGGACCACCUUUGCCACCGCUGCCUUUGCAUCCCGAAUGCGACGAUCUCACUGGAGCUGCGGCAAUAGAAGAGGUCAAGAGUCCGGUACUUCGAACGCCACCUGCCUUUUCGCAUUCCAACUGCCCACCGGAGGUUCACAGAUCUUGCAUAUGCGUACGUUUCAUAGCUGAACACACGAAGAUGCUUGAAGAUUCUACAAAGGUAAAGGAAGAUUGGAAAUACGUUGCGAUGGUACUCGAUAGGCUAUUUCUUUGGAUAUUUACGUUGGCCGUUCUGGUAGGAACGGCUGGUAUAAUAUUACAAGCGCCAACACUGUACGACGACAGAGUUCCUAUCGACAAGAAAUUCAGCGAGUUCGCGACCACAACGGUAGUGCGAUGUCCGCCACAGUAGUCUCCGCCCGAGCCCUGCACCGUAGAAAAAGACUAGCCCUAGGCAUCCUUCCCUAGGCGUUUUGUCCCAACUUCCAUCUUGCCCCUUCACGCUACUGCCCACCCUCUCCGAGUAAGUGAGCACGAUGAAAAAGCGAAAAAAAUGACAAAAAAAAACGAAAAACAAAACAAUCAAGAUCUGUUUCCCCCCCCCCAACGAGCAAAAUUACGGUAAAAGGGCUCCGAAUACGAGCAACAAAAAAAAUGAAGGAAAACGUCUCUUAAGAGACAACUCACACAAAAAAAAUAUUAAGUAUUCACUGAAAUACGCAUAUACCUUGCUUAUUUUCGAUUCAUUGAACAAAGAUACACAGUUCAAAAACAAAACGAUUGAAUUUGGUUAUGAGACGACGAAUUUUUCAGUCCCACGAUUGUAUAUUUCGCAGGAAAGAAACGUGUGUCGCAAUUAAAAGGAAAGAAAAAAAAGGAAUAAAAAAUGUUUAACGAAAAGAAACGAAUGUAAAGUUAUAUAUACUUAUACUAGUCUGUGCUCAAGUACUCGUAACAAAGCUGCCACUACUUAAUUCGUUAAAUUAACAGAUAACGCAACAGCGACUAUUGUUAACGAUACUGUGUAAUAUAAUUGCAUAAAAGAGAGAACAAAACGAUGAUUAAACACUGAAUUACAUAACUCAAUGGGAUUAUCAGAUAGGCGGCUUUGCCAGCCUCGAGGAUAACAAAAAAAUACCUUUUCGUUAUGUUAUUGUAAUUGGUGAUUGAGAAGAUAUUGGUAAGACAGGGAUAGAGGAAAUUCUGGACAUCGAGUACUUACCGAUCUGCCAUAGAUGAUUAUAGAGUUAUAUAUUUAAACAAACAAAAAUUAUAUAUAUGAAUAUAUAUGAUACAUGAUAAAUUAUAUACGUAUGUUUUAUAAACCCGGUACCCAGCCACAAAAUAUACAUAAAUAUUAAUCAUCGCGAAAUAGAUGAAUAUUGAUAGCAAAUAAUAUUAAUAACAUAAAUAAUAAUAAUAAUAAUAAUAAUAAUAAUAAUAAUGAAAAAAUAUGAAUAAUUAUUCCGGAAAGCGAUUAGAAGUAUGCACAUACGUUUUAGAAACACCAUCGUCGCGUAUAAUGGGGGGACAUUCAGAACAACAUUUUCCUGAGUCAUCGAAUAAGUUUACUUUACUUAUUAAGGAGCUAAAAUUUGGACUGUGUUAAUUCAACAAGAUUUCCGAAUACUUGGGGGAAUUACACACUAAUUUGCAGUCUGUUGUUCGAUGGUGAAAUAAUGAUUUAAAGUCGUGAAGAGAAAAAGACACGAAAUAAUUGAUUUAUGUUGUCCCAUGAUACAAGACGAACAUCCGAUGGGUCGGUCUUUCGAAUUCGAGUUCCGCGAUCCGGCAGGAUUGAACAAAUUUCCUGAUCGUCUCAUUUUCAAAAUUAUUUCCGGAUGAUAUUACGGGUAUUAUUUGCAAUGAACAAUCAUUCCUCGAUUGCAUGCGCGUUAAAAUAUGAAGAAUGUUCAAUGAAUCUAUGAUCUUUAAUCGGCGAAUGAGGGAUGAGCAGCAGACAUCUUAAGAAAAAUCUAUUUGUAUAUAAGCUACGAUACAAAACGAGUAAAAUUGUACAGAUUAAAAGAUAAAUGUUUCGGUGGUGCACAAGGAUUUCGAAAGACCGCUCAUUCAUCGUAACACUUACGCAGCCUGAGAUUGAUGUAUUUUGUAACAAAAGUAACGAAAACGUUGAGCAAAAAAAAUAACACGAAGGAAAAAAAGAACCAAAAAAAAAGAACAAAAACCAAUGAAAAAAUGUCGUACGACGAAUUAUAAAGAGUUAAGCUAAGCAACACUGUAGGAUAAGGUGAAGUAAAGCAUACGAAUUCUAAAGCUGAUAGUCGUAGGGAGUUGAACUGACGAUCCCGUUGUUCAAUGCCGUUAUUAGCUCGUAGUCGAUGUCACUGUCAGUCGUCUACGUUAAUAUUUUUCUAGUUAGACACACACGCAAUUUUUAUGGUAAUUAAAGAUUAUCGAAAUUUGUGACCGAUAAGGAUACAUCUAUAUGCAAUAUGCAAUAUAUAACAUACAAUAUCAUGCAUUAUAUAUUAUGAGGUAUGUGUUUGAAGAAGAGAGAGACGUGAAAAAACAUUGACUUUGUCCAAACUAUGUGAUUCGCAUUAAUUAAUCUUUAGUUAUUUUAAUUAUUUCAUGUUUUUUUGGUACUAAUGGAAAAAUCGAAAGACAUUUGAUCAAGCAAACCAGUGUUGGCAAGAAAAUGUAUUCGUUGAGAUGGAAAAAUGAUGUUCCAGAAAUGGAAAAAAGUUGAAAGCAUCAAUGUAUCUAAACAUGGAAAAAAAAUUGCAAUUUCCAUUUAUGAUGAUUUCGUUCGAAUCACGAUAUCAAUUCAGCAAGUAUUCCAUAGGUAAAACGAAGACGUGUGAAAAUUUCUGAGCCUGAAAACUGUCGGAAGGAAUGUUGCUGAACUGACGUUUGUAAAAUGUAAAAAAUUAUAGAAAUUUUUUUUUUCCGCCUCCCGCUUUCAACACAUUCGAAUCAUUCGAAAUCAGUUUAACGUUAAUCCUUUUUUUUAUACACGAUACUAAACAGUGAUCUCCUAAUUAUUAUAAAAUCGUUAUGAAUUCACAGAAAUGAUUACAGCAGCCAAUAAUUGGAAAAACAUUGAAAAAACAAGAAAAUUUCGCACAAGCAAUUAACGUAGACGUGAAUAAUGUUUGAAAAAUCGUAACGGAGCAAUGAAAAUCGUGAACGAUAUAUAUAGACGUGAUCUUAUGUCACAGCUGUGAAUACGUAAAGAAAAAUACUCAUCGAUUAUUAUUAUUAUCGAGAGCAAAAAAGUAAUUGCAUUCGUGGUGCACAACUUACGUGAUGGGUUGUAAAUAUUGUGGUUUACGUACAUGAAUUAAACAAAAUACGGAUAUGAUGUAAUACCUGUAGAAAGAUUUGUGAAGUCCCAAUCACCUACUGCCAAGAAAUAUUGAAAAAAAAAUCUUCAAAGCAUCGUAGAAAGGGAAUUAUAGAAAUAUUAUUAUUUUCACAUGCUUUUUCGCAUAUAGGAAUUAAUGGCAUUGUUUCGAGAGAGUUCUUGUCCUCUUUGACUCACGUUGGAAUAAAUAUUCGACGGGAUCACAAGGCCACAGAGCAAGCGAUGAUAAUGGAGGUGAAGAUAAAUUUGCAGAUUGUAGAGAAUCAAAGGGGAAGCACGAACACGGUGGUGAGAAAAAUUUCUUUCGAAGUAGCUUGAAUUGCAGACAUUAAUUAAUCGAUUAUAUUAAAGAUGGGCUUGAUUACUUGGUCGUCCAGGAAUGAGGCCACCGAAUAUUUGAAUGCAGCUCGAAACUUGCAGUCGUCUGUACCAAUUUUUGUGGUGGCUUGAGAAAAAUUUCAUCUUAUAAUUAAGAGUCAUUAUUUGUCGACUAUUUCAGUAUAACCGCAGAAAAAUACGAAAAUUGUACUUGAGAGACAUCAUACUUGUUGCCUGGCUCAUAAUCUGACCUGAAGAACGGCAAGGAUCUUGCACAGUGCGGAAAAAAGAGGCAAGAGGACGAGAAAAGAAGAAAAUUUGAGGAAUUAACUCUGAAGAAAAAUAGUAACGAACGCACACCCCGUUUUAUAACUUAGCACGUACUUACACAGACACACGCGCACGCACACAUAAAAGAAUCAAGAUCCGGAAAUCCAUUUCGACAUUUUAUGUCCAGCCGAAAAGUAUCUACCGACUAUAGCCAAAAAAUUAAACCAAAAACAAGAUGUAUUUACUACAGACAGAAUAUAAUUCGUGCUCUUGAGUCCGAUAGAAUGAUUAAUAGCGUUAAGUUAUUCGAUUAAGCUGUAAAUAAGCGUGUAUAUAUAAAUAUGCAGCGUCAAAAAAAAAUCCUUAGAUAAAGGGUGUGCGUUUGUCGGUGGUAUUUUUUACGGCCAUAAUUAAAAACAUACCUUUUUCCGUGGCGACAAAAAAUGAAAAAAAAAAAAAAAAAAAAAGAUAAGAAAAAGAAAAACAUGCAACAAACAACACAGUCCAGGGAAACUUUUCUUCGUAUUAUUACAAAUAUUACAACAAAAAAAAAUAUUCUGCAUCAAUAAUUUUACAACUUACGGACCGACAGUUUUCAUCGGCAUCGCACUUUCAAACUCGCAUUCGUUAUCAUGUGCGUAACACGCAUUUUCGUCUCAGUCAUAUUUUCUUUCAAUUUCCUUCUCCUUAAUAAUAAAUUAAUAAUUAAAAAUCAAUAAUAAUAAUAAUAUUAACAAUAAUAAUAAUAAUAACAAACAUUUUCAUUAUCGAUUCGUUCUUCCGGUGGGCCAUCCCAUCCAAAAUAGCGAUUACGUGUUUGUAGCAGUGACGAAACGCACAAAAAAAAAUAACGUCUAGGUCAAGUGUCGUUUCACGAGGAAAAGUCUCGUUGUGUUGUGUAUGCUCGUGUGUGCGUGUGGAUGUGUGCGUGUGUCUCCUGUAAUAUCAACGUCAUUGAGAGUUUUACCGAGCGAACACUGAUCCGAUUAUUGUGAACAUACUUUAAAAGUCACCCCUGUAGUGUGUACCGUACGAUAUUCGAAUGGAAAAAUAAGACAAAAAUCACAGAGCGAAUCUCGCUGGAAGCUUCAACAACUUUGAAAAAGGAUCCGCGCGUGAUGGACAAACAAGGCGCGCAACUCUCGAGCCCAAUGUCUUGCGAGAAUUCCCGCAAAGGGAAUAAAACAAAUGAAAUAAAUUAAAAAAAUUAGCGACAAAUAGAUUUACGAAAUCGAAAUAGUGUUUAUUGAUUACGAUAAUAAUAAAUUAUGUUAACGAUACUGAUAAAGGAGAAAAUAAACGAGAAAUAAAAUAUGGAAUAUUUAAAAUAACCAUAGAAAUAUCGUCGUCGAUGAGGUCAAAGAAAUAAGAGAUCCAUGCAGUUAACGAAUGAUUAUUAUAAGUUAAUGAAUAUUUAUUGUUAGGCACACAGUUAUUAUGUAUACCUCGUGAAAAUUUGUUAAAUAUGUAUACUACAUUACAAAAGCAAAAGAAAAAAAAAAAAAAACAAAAGAAAAUGAAUGAGAAAGGAAAUAUCUGUCUUUCCAAUGGUGUAUAACGAGAGAAGAAGAAAAGAGACAUUACUUGCUGCUUGGUUUUUGUAAACAUGCUUUUCAAUGAAAAAAAGCAUAAUGGAAGAAUAAAACUUGUUGUCGUAGA